Molecule: messenger RNA, 522 nt
Organism: Colletotrichum gloeosporioides
Lineage: Eukaryota; Fungi; Ascomycota; Sordariomycetes; Glomerellales; Glomerellaceae
Exons: 2
Coding region: 1-522 (173 amino acids)
Source: RefSeq, a predicted model, not a curated record
AUGGACGACGAAGCAGCAGCGGGGCCUUCUAGCGAGAUGUCGCGAGGAAGCUCUGCCGCGGCCGAGUUGAGAAGGGACCGAAACUCCGUCAUGAAGGUGAUUUCGCAUUGCGUCGACUUCCAUGGCCCAAAGUUUUGCGGCUAUGCUAACCAUGUGGCGUUGCUCGCAAUCUUGGCUGCCGAUGGACGUUGGGUUUGGCAAUCUCGAUCUGUCGCCGUCCGACAGCUGUUCCUGUGCCAGCCAACAACUGUUUGGCCUUUCCUUGUCUACCAGAAGAAAUCUGACAUGAUGACAGGCAUGCAGUAUUUGCCGGAGAAGAAAGCAGGCAUGCGACGCGGAGAAACCCAAGUGCGGCUUCUGCAAGCAGCGAGGGUUCCAGUGCGACUAUGCGGCGCCGCCCGUGACGAAGUGAGUUCCCUUCCCGCCUACCUCUCCUCUGACUCCGAUAGCAUCAAUGACUGCAUGUCUGUUCCCGGCAGUCCUCUCUCGAUCCCUGCGAACUUCUUCACGGGGGUUAUCUAG